AUGAGCCAAGGGCCGAACCUCGUUCUGGAGUGGCUGUCGAAGCUCCAUCUGGCCCAGUACGUGGAGUCAUUCAUUGACAAUGGGUAUGAUGAUUUGGAAGUUUGUAAACAGAUUGGGGAGCCAGACCUGGAUGCCAUUGGUGUCCACACUGAGUACCACAGACACAGGCUGCUCAAAGCAGUUCAGAUGCUUAAAGAUGAGGACAAACGGAAAGCACCAAGCUAUUAUUUCACCUUAGAGCCUCUGGGUCCUUCUGCUUGCAACCACUCUUCACACUCAAACAGAGAAGACGACUUCAGGACUUUGGGGUCACACUCACGGACCACAGGGGUACACCAGGCCUCCUGUCCUGGAAACCAUAACCCAAGAGUCACAGAUUGUAAUGACUUUGUGACUUAUCCCAAACUGAAGCUCAAGGUGCUGAUAAGGGAUAAACUUGCAAAAGAUGGAAUCAACCUGGGAGAAGCACCUUACACCUUUAAGGAUGGCUCAGUGGGGAACCUUGGUGACCUGGCUCAGGAGUAUUCCCAGUAUUACGGCACAUCCCUCAGUGACGUGUGUGAAAGGAUGGAGGAGCUACGGAAACGCAAAGUAGUGCAAGAUGCAGAGAUGGGAAAGGUUGACUCAGUGGCCACAUCACUGCAGCUCCGCUCUCAGAUCCAGGAAUCUCUUGGACUCAGCAGUACCACCUCCACUCCAGAGACCGAGAGAAGGUUUCCUGUGCACAAAUCUAGCUCUGAUGAUGGAUCAGGAGGAAAAUGGGACGGAAAGAGAAAGAGCAAGUCUUUUUGGCAGAGUUUUCGAAAGUCACAGAAAGGAGUGAUGCGUCAGAUUUCAAAAGGUGAUGACGUUGGAUUUGUGGCCAGUGAAAUCACCAUGAGUGAUGAAGAGCGUAUCCAGCUGAUGAUGAUGGUGAAGGAGAAUAUGAUCUCUAUAGAGGAAGCUUUGGCACGGCUGAAGGAGUUUGAGAUACAAAACAGACUGACGUGCAGGUCUGAUCCCACUGACUGGACCGACCCCUCCAGUCCCACCCCAAAUGAGUUGUUCAACUGCAACCCUUGUGACCUGUCAGACACUGAACAAGAGGAGUCUGUGACAUUCAGGCGACUCCAUAAACUGGUCAACUCAACCCGGAAGGUGAAGAAGAAGCUGAUAAGAAUCGACGAGUCCAAGAGACCUGGUGCAGAGGAGUGCCUAAACAUAGAUGGUCUUCCCUGUGGAGAUGCCAGCACCUCCCUGUACUCAGGUGUGCAGAAGAAGCCUGCGGUUUGCCCCGUGGACUCUCUGGCUUCAGCUCUGCGGGAACAGCUCACCUACGACAGGGACUCUGACAGCCUGACCACCUCCCCCUCCUCCAGCAGCCUGGACACCUGCAGCAGCCAGAAGAUCUUCCAGGUCUUCAGCAAGUCAAGUGGGAACCCCAUUCAUCAGGAGACAAGUGUAGCAGGAGAGGUGAGGGAGGCAGGUGAAGGCAGCGGCUCUUCCUUUUCUGAAACAGAAGUUUGCAAUGAUGCGGAACCCAAAAUCCCUCGCUCAGUGACCGAAGGAGAGCUCCGUCACCGGAUCGUCAACUCACUCAGCCACCAUGGGAGAGCUUGUAGUUUUGGAGGAUUUGACCUGACCAACCGCUCAGUGCACGCAGUCCUCCUCUCAGACCAUGAUAACACUAAUAAAGACGGAGAUGGCGUGAGAGAUGCCAUUAAAUCUCCACCAGCAUCUCGUAUUUCCCUGGGCAAAAAAGUCAAGUCUGUGAGAGAAACUAUGAGAAAACACAUAUCCAAGAGAUACCACUGUUCUCUCUCUGAACAGUCAAGUCCAGACCGCAUAUCCAACUGCCCUCACUCGCCUCAGACAGACUCCGACUCUUUGGAGAAACCCAAACUGAAGCCCGGAGGCUCUGUGGAAAGCCUGAGGAGUUCCCUCAGUGGACAAAGUUCCAUGAGUGGUCAGACGGUGGGCACCACUGACUCCUCCAACAGCAACAGAGAGAGCGUGAAGUCUGAGGACGGGGAAGAGGAUGAGCUGCCUUACCGCGGGCCUUUCUGUGGUCGCGCUCUAGUUCACACCGACUUCACCCCCAGUCCCUACGACACGGACUCCCUCAAACUGAAGAGUGGAGACGUCAUCGAUAUCAUUAGUAAGCCUCCGAUGGGUACGUGGAUGGGGAUGCUCAACGGUAAAGUCGGCACCUUCAAGUUCAUUUAUGUGGAUGUCCUGAAUGAAGAGGAGGUGAAGCCCAAAAAGACACGCAGGAGGAGGAAGGCCCGGCAACCCAAACCCACCUCUGUAGAGGAGCUGCUUGAUCGCAUUAACCUCAAAGAGCAUCUUCCCACCUUCCUUUUUAACGGCUAUGAGGAUCUGGACACAUUCAAGUUGCUAGAGGAGGAGGACCUGGAUGAGCUGAACAUCAGAGACGCCCAACACAGAGCUGUGCUGCUCACCGCUGUGGAGCUGCUGCAAGAGUAUGAUGGUGGGUCAGGAAGCAGCGACCCCGAGCGAAGCAGUCAGUCCGGGGGCUCACAGGAGAAGCUGCUCCUGGACAGGCGUGGCCUCCCUGGAGACUCCCCGCGGGACUCCGGCUGCUACGAGAGUAACGAGAACCUGGAGAACGGAAGGGACAAAAAGACAUCUUCACCCAUGAGCAGGUCCUCCUCCGGGUUUGAGUCAAGCCACCUCCCGUCCCCUGAGUACCCUGAUCUCCCCAAGACCCUGACCUCCACCAGCACUAGUCAGACUUCACUCCGAAGCAAACCAGCAUGCCUGCCUUCUGUCUUACCAUCACUCAGACCCCCACAGAGCAGCUUAACUCUCUUAAGCCCAGCAAAAGGUCAUGCUCCUUGUGGAGCCAUUGCUAGGGGCCAGAGCUGCAUGGAGCUAAGAAGAAACCCAGGACCAGGGCUGCUGAGGCGAAGCUUCUCCCUGACCAUCCUCCACAAAGAGCAGAAGAGACGACCCAUCAAGCCUGAAAACUGGAAUCUGACCCCCAGCAUCAAGACCACGGCGCGCACACAGAACACAGUAAAUCCUCAGAAUCACUGUGAGGUCGUGUCUCUGUCCCCCCAGUCUUCAGCCACAUCAUAUAAUGCUGCAUGCAGCACUUUGAACAGCGACACAGUAAAUGUGUCUAUACAAGCAGAAACAACACAAAGCACACACCACCUCCAGCUGCCACCCACAGUCCCAGCAGAAAGGUCCAAUUAUCCUUUAAUAACACCUUCCUCACCAAACCCACGCCGAGAGCCCUUAUCAACAGAGACUGCCUGUUUGUACAACUGCACCAACCACAUGCUGUCAGAGGACACAACCAGCCGUUCACUUUCGGCCAAUUCUGAAGCGCGCCGGCUGAAAAUGAAAAGAAAAAAGAAGACACCAACAAACUCAGUAAAUCUGGGUUCCCUGGUAGAAGAACGACUCUAGCUGCAGGGUGUUGAUCACAAAAUGGAGCUUCUUUCUGCAAGGUUUAAUCCUCCGAAGUACAGCGAACUGUCACUCCACAGAUGUUUAUCCUUGCUAUUGGAUGAUGAUCUUAAAACCAAAUUUCUUUCAGAAGGGUAGAAAUACUGAUUUUUUUCCCCAAAUAGCCAACUGUUCAACUGAGGUGAAAAUGCAAGCAGAUUACUGUAUCUGUGGCACAUUUUUCCACAGUAUCCAGAAAGAGUAAGAUGAGGAUAAAUGUAGCGUUGUCACUUUAUAGUGGAUACAGCCAGCAUAAAGUUCAGUCUGGGAGAAUUAAUCUCUCCUGAGGAAACGGACCUGAAGUUUAGACAGUGUUAACUUGUGUUUUCAUUACUGACAUAUCUAUUUACACCAGUAUGGUUACAGAGUGGUUGGUAUGUAAUACCCCAGUGUCUAUUUCAGAUAUUCAUCAUUCAGCUGAAUCCUGUCUGUCGAGGACACUGCAGUUACACAAAUAAAUGAAACUGUUUUGUAGUAUAUAUGUAUGUAUAGCUCCAUUUUGACAGCAGGCCUUUUUCACAGCAGAUAUUUUGGUAUGCUCAGUUACAUUAUUACUGAUGUUAUUUGUAACAGCCGUGCUUUUCCUAAUAUCACAAGUUAAAAAAAAGUUGAUAUCAGCCUAAUCAAACUGAAAGUAGCAGUAGGAAUUAAUGGCCAUUUUUAUGUAAAGAGUUGAUAUAAUGUUAAAGGAAUUUAGCAGUUGAACAAUGAGAAACCACCCAGAAAGCAUCGUAAAAAUUUAUAGUUUAUUUCAUAUCAGUCAGUUAUGUACAGUAUUUCUCUGUUCAGUAAUUUAAUUAAAACUGUUUCUUUCCUAUAUAUGCUGUAAAAAUGCUACCAAGGCUUUUAAUCACUGUCGUAUCAGUAAAUGUUGGUUUGUUUGAAUUAAGUUCAUCUCUCUGACAGAAGAUCUCUGUACUCAACUGUUCUUAGCACCAAGAAGUAAAAAUUAAGAAAGCAGUAUUUAUAAAGACAAAACAAGUCCCACCACUGUAAAUAAAUUACCAUUAAACUCAUUUCAUGACAUAAAUUAUUUCCUUAUACACACUGUGUAAAAUAGUGCAAAUACUUAAGCUUUUUACUGUAAGUUUUGAUUUGUUGUCAGUUGUAUUAAAUCUCAUGUUUCGUGAUUUGAAGGUGAGUGUUCUCUGCAUUAACUAACAGUAGGAUUUAGCGGCGGGUUCAGGUCACAGUUUAGCCUGUAGAGGCAUUUCAUGCAGGCACUGCUUGACCAGCCCCACUGCGUCCAGGGCGGUGCCCCAGGCGAGGGUGACUCCCCAGCCUCCGUGGCCGUAAUUGUGGACCACAGGCGUCCUGCAACCCUGCAGCUCCACCAGCUCCCUCUCCACCCUCGGGUUCCUCCUGCCGGGCCUCAGACCGACCCACUUGCUGAGGACUUUGGCUUUGCUGAGAGACGGCUCCAGCUUGCUGCAGCGCAUCAGGAUGCUCUUCGUGUCUCCUUCGUCCACUUGUAGUCGCCAGUCUUCCACCUGUCUCGUGCCGCCGGCAG
Messenger RNA from Chelmon rostratus (copperband butterflyfish), 4966 nucleotides. Its product is annotated as SAM and SH3 domain-containing protein 1-like. The transcript has 18 exons. The coding region runs from base 1 to 3417 and encodes 1138 amino acids. Gene Ontology annotation, molecular function: protein binding. The record is from RefSeq and is a predicted model, not a curated record. NCBI's taxonomy places the organism in Eukaryota, Metazoa, Chordata, Actinopteri, Chaetodontiformes, Chaetodontidae.